AUUAAAGCUGCGGUGGCGCGCGGCUCGCGCUCGUUUCACCCCUCGAAAGAAGACACGUGAACCGUGACCACGUGGAUCUGUGCGCGACACACGAGCACGAGCUUCCCGCGAAAGCUCCACGGUGGCUCGAAGGUAGUGUUCUGGUUCCUGGCUGACAAUUGAGGGAUUGUGGAUUGCCAACCGUGGACGCGAGAACAACCGUCAACCUGGAGCCCACGUGUCAAAAACGACGGAAAUGUGAGGCCGACGGAAAGGAGGCGAAGGCGGAGCUGCCACAACGCAAUAUGUUCCCUAGCGCUCAAAUUAAAAUGAGAUUGCUGUCGCCAAGCAGUUCGCCGGCCACGUCGCCCACAAUGUCGAAUUCCUCAUCGCCGACGCCUCCGACGCCGGCCGCGCCGGCCUACAACCAGAAGAUGACCGGAAUACCCUGCGUGGCGGCUGCUUCCAGGUACACGGCCCCGGUUCACAUCGACGUAGGCGGUACAAUAUACACGUCCUCGCUGGAAACGUUGACGAAAUAUCCGGAAUCGAGGUUAGCAAAAUUGUUCAAUGGCAGCAUCCCCAUCGUUCUAGACUCCCUGAAGCAGCACUAUUUCAUCGACAGGGACGGAGGGAUGUUCAGACACAUACUGAAUUUUAUGAGGAACUCCCGUCUCCUUAUACCGGAGAACUUUGCCGAUUUGGAUCUGCUGCUGGAAGAAGCGCGGUACUUCGACAUUGCACCCAUGUGCAGGCAGCUGGAGCAGAUGAAGAAGGAGCGCAUAAAAAAUGGCUCGACGACGACGACGACGACGAUGUCCUCGUCCUCGCCGAGUCCACCGCCGUCCAACCAACUGGGUAGCCGCGGAACGGGGUGCACGACGGUGCCCUGCAACCGGGACACCGACAAGCUUCGCAACAACGACGGAAAUUGUAACUACGAGUGCGUCGCCCUCCACGUCAGCCCAGAUUUAGGCGAACGAGUGAUGCUGUCGGGAGGUCGAGCGCUGCUCGACGAGGUGUUCCCAGAAACUACCCAAGCUGUGAUCGACGCUAGGUCAGGAGUCGCCUGGCACCAACAGGAUGCCCGUCACGUGAUCAGGUUCCCAUUGAACGGAUACUGCAAGCUGAACUCCGUCCAGGCCAUCGCGAGGCUUCUGAACGCUGGUUUCCGCGUGGUGGCCAGCAACGGCGGCGGCGUCGAGGGACAACAGUUCUCGGAGUACCUGUUCGUCCGACAAGCCGUCAACACCUGACGGAGCACUGCGCACCAGCGCAAAACGAGCUCGAGGACGGUUCGUUGCAUCCAACGCGACCACGACCCCGAGUGAGUUGUCCAGGAGAAGACUCGUCAAGACUGCGUCACGGGCUAAUGAUUCGAUCGUUUCUGGCGACGAUACUGAGCUUUCGGGGAUCGUUUGACUGAUGUCGCAAUCGUGCGCUUGUUCUCGUUCCCCAGGUCGAGACAGGUGAUGGAAGGGACUGUAUCUUAUGAAUGAGUUCGAGGAAGGAAAAAGAAUUGUUUGACUGAAUGGUUUGGGGAUCAUUCCUUGUAGGAAAAAUAUGUUGCAUUGUUUGAUCCUUUUGAUAAUCUUACGACAGAGUAGAAGGAAACUAUAUUGUUAAUAUAAUUUUCCCAUGGUUUUACACUACCGUGAUAGCUGCUCAAAAAGGUAAUGAAGAAGUCAAUCUAGGAGUCCGGAAAAUUAGAGUGAUAUUUGAAUUUUUUUUUAACCAGUCGGCUGUGGCGUCCUCUUUUUAGAGGGCGCAUCUAUGUGUAUCGUGAGAAUCAAGCUACGAUAGGUAUAGUCGUCAAACACAGAGUAAUAUUGGAUCGCAAAGAUGGCUGUGUAUCAGGUCGUCCCAAAAAUGCAUGCCACUUAUGUUUCUGCUACUGAAAUUAAUAUGUGAAACAUACUCUUAAAUAACCAAUGGUAAAUCAAUUUUACGCAUGACGAGUAUAAUCGUCAAUCACAGAUGACUGAUUAAGAAAACUAUUAAACAUACCAGUUUGACAUUUAUUACAUACAUUUAUGCAUGUUUCGUGAAUGUACGUAAAUUUAGUCAAGUAUCAUUAUUCGUUUUUGUUGGAUACCUGGUUGAUUCACUGACGGAACGACUAGAUUAAAUAAUCAUCGCGUUCUUAGAGGGCAUUCAAGAUCGCCUGAAACUCAAUUUAUAAAUAAUGCACGUAACACGGUCAAACUUCCCUCGAUUCAGGUUUCCGGCGAAUCGAAUGCCUAAACGUUUCUCGUUACCGGAAGUUCGAGCGUACGGUAACGCAGAGCUGGAAUUUGCGAAGUCUGUAAUUCGCGAUGACGAAAUUACCGUUAAAAUUGUUUCAAUAUCUCGGCGAAUAUUGGGUUUGGUAACGAAAUCGUCGCAGUUACAUGUCGUCGAACGGUAUCAUUACGCACGAACGUGACCCACUUAUGCUUAAGAACCUCGGGUGCGCCGGUCCUCGCGUUGAUCUUAUUUAAUAAGGUGUACCUAUAUGUAUUUAAAUGCCAUACUAAUUACUGUAAAUACCGCGAUAUAUAUUAUAUAUAUAAAUAUAAAUAUUCUAUGUACUUUAUUGCCGAAACUUGGACGCGGGAACGCUCGACAACGAAAUUAAUUCGCGUUGAUCUCAUCGAUUUGUCGACCUCAUCUCUUCAAGGACGAAUUUAUCAGGAUUGAAGAAAAAUUAUUUAAUUGGACUCGUUGAAAACGUUGAUAAAGUGUUUACGCCAGAAUGGGAAUUGAAAAAAAAAACACUAAACGUAGAUGUAUCCUUGAAGAAAUUGAACUCCCGUCUCCAUAGUAUUGGCGAAUCAAACACGAGAGGAUCGAUCGAAGAGCACCAAUGAUCGAGUUUAUCGAUAGAUUAUCCCGAGUGAUCGAGACUUUGUCGAAGUCUCGCGUGACUUCCGGCUCGGUUGUUUCGGUUAUAUUAUGAUUUACACGGAGAAGAAUAGUUUCUAAUCGACAGAACACUUACUGCGAUAAAUACCGUUUCGAUUGAUUUAAUAAAAUGUUUAUUACU
Molecule: messenger RNA, 3004 nt
Organism: Hylaeus volcanicus
Lineage: Eukaryota; Metazoa; Arthropoda; Insecta; Hymenoptera; Colletidae
Gene: twz
Product: BTB/POZ domain-containing protein Tiwaz
Exons: 5
Coding region: 285-1235 (316 amino acids)
Biological process (GO): protein homooligomerization
Molecular function (GO): protein binding
Source: RefSeq, a predicted model, not a curated record